Messenger RNA from Hyalella azteca, 1352 nucleotides. RefSeq lists its product as uncharacterized. The transcript is spliced from 7 exons. The record is from RefSeq and is a predicted model, not a curated record. Lineage: Eukaryota; Metazoa; Arthropoda; Malacostraca; Amphipoda; Hyalellidae. Bases 68 to 1084 code for a protein of 338 amino acids.
GGCCACAAAGGCCAGCGUCAGCGGAGUCCUCAGCAAGGAGGCUGUGGUGCGAGUCUCCAGCGCUCGUAUGGCCGCGGUCAUGUUCGACUGUGUGCACGACUGCCCCAUCUACGCCUCGCCCCUUGACAACUUCUUCCUCCCCCUAAAUACAAGCAACCCUCAGGCCGUGAUAUUCGUGUGUGCUGCUGAGCCAGGCCCUCUCGAAAUGAAAAGUUCGACAUGUGCCCAGGCCGAGGCAGCUCGAAGUCAUUCAUUAGUUUUUCAAUUCAUGAUUACUUCAUCGCCGGCAAUUAACGCCACGGGGGGAAUGUGCCUAAUUGUUGGGUUCUCCAGUCCUAACUCCGGAGAAACCAGUCAGAUAAGCGAGCAGAGCAACAUGAGACAGCCUUUUUGUGAGAAGCUUAUCGUGGAGCGAGUUGAGGAAGAGCAAAGAACUAAGCUGCUUGUGAAGUGGCAGAACCGUUCCUCCAUCCUGUCCUUGGACAAGCCGAAGCAUCUCUCGAGGUCGACAGCGGAUACACCCGAUGAGCCCAAAACGGGCGAUGAAGUCGUGUGGUUACAUCCGCAGGCGUAUAACAACUUCACGGUCUCGUACGAUUGCCCUCCUAAACUAUACUCUGGACUUAAAGGUAGAGACGAGGAUGAAAUAAGUUCUAAACUGGGAGCGCAAUUCGAGGAGGCCCACGGCCACGGACUUUUGUGGACUUCGGUCGUGGUGAUUGCCGUGGUUCUGAUUGUCAUCUGUAUAAUACUUUUUGUAUUUAUUAAGCCGAGCAUACGCAAUAAGUGGAAAGAUUUCUCCGACGACGUAAGCUAUCCUGAGACGGUCUCGGUGAUCAGCAGCGAAGGCUACCGCCACGGCAGCGACGGCGCGCUCGUCUUCAGCGCUGCUGCUCUGGACGGCGCCAGGCUGCACAUGCUCAACGCUGACCGCAUGAAGGAACCCACAAUCUUUCCUGGGUCUUGUAGUCCCCGGCGUUAUAGGGAAGCUGAGGAGGUGUCAGAACCUGGGUCCCCAGAGCCCAGGCGUCUGAGCCGUCAGCACCCACAGGAGCUGUGUGUCUCCAAGCUACCCUUGUUGUAGGCUCUGCGCGUCCGUGUGCGCACAGGACUACUACAUAGUUAUUAAAUACUUAUUGUAUAACUACAGUACAUGUUAUAUGUUAAAUAUAUUUAAAUAUAUUAUAGAUAAUAUAGUUAUUAGACAGCUAGGGAUCCUAAAAUUUAAAGAAGUUCGAAAUAAAAAAUGAUAUUUUCAAAGCCAAACAUGUCUAAAUAGAAUGUUCAACUCUGAAAAUACUUAAAUACAGAAUAGAACAGAAGUGUCGGCACUGAAGAAAUAGAAUAGAAGU